This is a messenger RNA of Linum trigynum, 246 nucleotides long. Lineage: Eukaryota; Viridiplantae; Streptophyta; Magnoliopsida; Malpighiales; Linaceae. The record is from the annotation of a GenBank genome assembly.
AUGACAGCGUGGAAGAUCGGACGGACGAGGAGUGCAGAGAUCCCACGUGGCAGGAUGCUAAUGGCCGAUGAGCCGCGGCUUGACGUGGAGAAACUGAGCUGUGUGGGCGGGCCCAUGGGAGACUUCAGAAAACCCGAGUUGCUGGUAACCGCGAAUGAGGUUGCCAGAGUGGAGGAUCGAACGGAUGCCGUGACAUCUGGGCUAAAAACGUGGCGUGAUUUUAUUGGAGAUUUGUUCUGCGUUUGA